AUGUUACAACCAUCAGCAGCAAUAACAACUUCAUCUUAUCUACCAAUUGAUCGUUCAAAUAUCAGUGGAAAUUCAACUUUAAACUUCAAUGAUUUACCACCUAAUACUUGUCAUUCAACAACUAGACUGUCUUCAUGUCCAAAUAUUUUAUCAUAUGUGGGACGAAAAGCUGUUGAUAUUGCUAGAAAAAGAAACAUUAUUCUUCUACGCGACAGUGGUAUGUCUCAACACGAAAAUUCUCGAAGAUUGAACAUUUCUCGACAUUGUAUUCGUCAAACCAUUCGCAAAUUUAAUGAACUUCAUACGGUGGCCACAAAACCUGAAGCUGGACGUCAUUCGAAACUAACAGAUCGUCGAUUUCAAAAGGAUUUUAAACGAUUUGAACAAUCUCAACAGCGGAUACACAGAAGUGGUGAUGUUGGUAUCUGGUCUUAUCUAACAUGUCAUGGUCUAGGGCCGCUGGUUUUCUACGAUGGGCCGUUAAAUUCAGAUAAAUAUAUUGAUAUACUCGACAAGCAUUUACCAACAGCACUUGACAAAUUUCUACCUCAGUCAUCUCAUGAAAUUUUACUUCAGCAAGAUAAUGCUCGUCCACAUAUAUUAAUUAAAACACGAAAAUAUUUUAAGGAAAAAGAUCUUAAUCUUAUUCCAUGGCCAGCAAAUAGUGCUGAUUUAAAUUUAAUAGAGAAUAUUUGA
Messenger RNA from Rotaria sp. Silwood2, 696 nucleotides. NCBI's taxonomy places the organism in Eukaryota, Metazoa, Rotifera, Eurotatoria, Philodinida, Philodinidae. The record is from the annotation of a GenBank genome assembly.